UUAACACACGUAGUUAACCAGGAUUUUUCCCAUAUACCAAUCCACUCUUCCCCUCCUUUUCUGUCUACGGUCCCCACCCCGGAUUCCCGUGCCAUUUUCCCAAUCCAACACUUAAUUGAGCAACUGGGAUUCCUCACGUGCGGGGUUGAUUUGUAGUUUGAACACGUGGCUCAUUGAAAAAAGCCGGAAUAUCCGAUUUUUUCCUUCCCCCUUCUUCUUGGUUUUAUUCGGAGGCGGGCGCGAGCCUUAACGUGUGUGACAUUAUCUGUCUCUUUGCCAAGGGGUUUUGGAGGAAGACAAAAAGUAGUUUCUCCUCGUUUUUUACCCUGUUCGCCAUCGUUGUGGAAAAACUGAAUAAAUAAUUAAGAUAAUUAGUUUUUUGUGCGCGACUGAGAGGGGCGAGGGAGCGCAAACGCGACGAGUUUACCCGUCAAAUAGAUCUGUGGCUUGAACGACCGGGGGAACCACGCCACCGCCACUCCGUUUAGUAGUAAGGCGAUUUUGGCGACUCCAAACACUGUACACUCGAUUGAGUAAAUAACGGUUUCCUUCUGCGUAAAUAUUGUACAUUUCAACGCAGAACAUGAAUAAGCUGUACAUUGGAAACGUGAGUGAAGAGGCGAGUGCGGAGGACUUGGAAACUAUCUUUGAGCAGUGGAAGAUUCCGCACAGUGGUCCGUUUCUCGUCAAAACUGGUUAUGCGUUCGUGGAUUGCCCAGAUGAAAAGGUUGCAAUGAAGGCAAUCGACAUUCUUUCAGGUAAAGUUGAACUACAUGGAAAACUCCUAGAAGUGGAGCACUCGGUCCCUAAACGUCAAAGGAGCUGUAAGCUGCAGAUCAGGAACAUCCCGCCUCAUAUGCAGUGGGAGGUUUUAGACGGCUUAUUGGCCCAGUAUGGCACCGUGGAGAUCUGCGAGCAAGUAAAUACAGACACGGACACUGCUGUGGUCAACGUCCGAUACGCUGCGAAGGACCAGGCCAGACAGGCGAUGGAGAAGCUGAACGGCUUCCUUAUGGAGAACUUUGCCCUGAAGGUCUCGUACAUCCCGGACGAGACGGUCACCACUGACGCGCCGCCCCUGGGAGGGGGUAGGCGGGGCUUUGCCCCACGUGGCCCGCCCCGUUCAGGUUCCCCUGGCCUGGGGGCGCGGCCCAAGUUGCAGUCGGACGUCCCCCUGCGCAUCCUUGUCCCCACCCAGUUCGUAGGCGCCAUCAUUGGCAAGGAGGGAGCCACCAUUCGCAACAUCACCAAACAGACCCAUUCAAAGAUUGACAUCCACAGGAAGGAGAAUGCGGGAGCAGCAGAGAAGCCCAUCACUGUGCAUUCCACCCCAGAGGGCUGCUCCAGUGCCUGCAGAACAAUCAUGGAGAUCAUGCAGAAGGAGGCCCUGGACACAAAGUUUACUGAAGAGAUUCCAUUGAAGAUUCUGGCUCACAAUAACUUUGUGGGCCGACUGAUCGGGAAGGAGGGACGGAAUCUAAAAAAGAUUGAAGUGGACACUGAGACCAAGAUCACCAUCUCCCCUCUCCAGGACCUGACACUGUACAACCCAGAGAGGACCAUCACGGUGAAGGGCUCCAUCGAGGCGUGCUCCCGGGCUGAGGAGGAGGUUAUGAAGAAGAUCAGGGAGUCGUAUGAGAACGACGUGGCUGCUAUGAAUCUCCAGUCGAACCUGAUUCCAGGGCUGAAUCUGAACGCUCUAGGGUUGUUCCCUGGUGGUGCUCCAGGCAUGGGUCCCUCGAUGGCCAAUGCCCCACCACCCGGCGCCCAGGCUGGCUACUCCUCGUUUGGGAGCAGUCUCUUCGGGGGCGAAGGGCCAAUUUGGGCGUCUGUGCUGUCGGCGAGCAGCCAGCCCCUCUCUGGCCAGGGGCAGCCAGAGUCCGAGACCGUUCAUCUGUUCAUCCCGGCGCUAGCGGUUGGGGCCAUCAUCGGGAAACAGGGUCAACACAUCAAACAGCUGUCACGCUUCGCCGGCGCCUCCAUCAAGAUAAGUGCUGAUGAGGUCAAUGUCGUGGAUGCAAACCAGAUUGCCCCUCCAGACAGCAUUGACACCAAGCAGAGAAUGGUGAUCAUCGCUGGACCGCCAGAAGCUCAGUUCAAGGCUCAGGGUCGUAUCUUUGGGAAACUAAAGGAGGAGAACUUUUUCGGGCCAAAGGAAGAGGUGAAACUAGAGGCUCACAUCAAGGUGCCUUCCUUCGCUGCUGGACGCGUUAUCGGCAAGGGUGGUAAAACGGUCAACGAGCUGCAGAACCUGACCAGUGCUGAGGUGGUGGUCCCUAGAGACCAGACGCCUGAUGAGAACGACCAGGUCAUCGUUAAAAUCACUGGACACUUUUAUGCAAGUCAGCUGGCCCAGAGAAAGAUCCAGGAAAUACUCUCCCAGGUGAGACGGCAACAACAGUCCAAACCCUCGCCCCGUGGGGAGGGACCACCCCACGGGGAUCGACCCCCUCUUGCCCGCCCUUCACGGAAGUAGAUGUGGGCGUCCCAUUGGGCUGAGGGGCCAGGUGAUAAAACUCCCCCCGAAGACAGAUCAGAGACCAGAGGGGAAACGCGGGCAGGGCGACAACGCGUUCAUCUCAGGGGUUAAGGGUCAAGGGAACCCCACUGUACACUCACACACCCCCCCCCCCCCCCACCCCACCCCCCAACAAGCUCCUCGACUGACACCACGCUGUGGAUACGAGACCUGCCCCAUCGCCUCACCUCUGCGUCUGUGAGAAUGUACUUCAGAGGGUUCCAACGUUGUCACACACCCUCUCACCCUUGCCCCCCUCGCCUCGCGCACACUGAUGGGUCCUGAUUGGUUCCUCAUUUGUUUCCUUUUUUUUUUUUUUUUUGGAAAACACGAAGUUAUAAUAAUUAACCCCCUCCUGUCACCUCCCUGGUGUGGUGACACUCAGUCACAUGUUGAUGACAGCUGUUCAUCUUGACACUAGUUUUAGAUUUUAUCUUUUUAUUUGUACUUUUUUUUUUGUUUAGUUUUUUGUUUUUUGCCCUGGAUGAAGUGUUUGUUUAAUUGGUUGAUGAAGCUUUCUCUCCUGAGUUUUCUGUGGAAAGAAAAAGGCAUUGCUCUCAGAGUCCUGGUAGGAUGAUGAGAAUGGUUAGUGGGAUGGGCUUUAGACGGGGAGGGGUAGGGAUAAGGGUCAAACUCUUGUUUCAUUGGACAGGGGCCCCGGCAGUGGUCUAACGGGGUGCCCCUCUCCUGAUAUUGAUAGUGGCAUUUUAUAAAUUCGGAUGCAUUUUAUAGAUAUACCUAUAUAAAUAUAUAUUUAGAGAGGCGAGGACAACACUGUCGUUAACACUUAAGGGACGUGUUAAAUGAUGUUGUCCAUGAAAACCAAUUUAAUAUGCAUUUUACUGAACUACCUCAGGAUCUAGUACCUCAAGACGAAGAAAAAAAAAAAAAGAAUAUUAUAUAUAUGGAGAAAAAAAUCCUUUUUUUAUUUUGCUUUGUGGUAUUUUGUAUACUUUAUAAAGCUAAUAGUUCUUGAACAUUUUUAUUUUUUUAAGAAAAUUAAAAAUUUGGUCGGCUGCCAACUGACCUUGCCUUCAACUCUAGCGCUCUCCGACGGCGGCAACGUGUCAAAUGUGUUUGUCUGUGUGUGACGACGGUGACCCUGUACAUAGUCUAUCUGUACAUAGAGCCCAGGGCAGAGUUGGCGCCCAACUCAGUUGACUGCUGAUGGGAGUAUCGAGAGAAAAUAAUUUGCCUCAGUUUUCCUGAGGAAUCCACCAUCUUCUGAAAACUACAAAAAACUGACUAUUAGAGUAAUGCCGAAUAAUGCCAACCAUACAUACUGCAGCAAUGCCAUUUAGUUUUGGGAUUCUGACAUUGUCAUGGUUAACGGUACGUUUAAUUCACACGUAAUGUUAUGAUUUGCCUUCCUGUAAGGCCAAAUGGAUAGCACGCAAUGGAGGAGCCUGAGCACUGAGUUUUUCCCUCUGUAGCCUCCAUAGAAAUAGAGAAGACACAGCAUUGCUGUUUGUUCUCUUUGUUGCAUUUCUGUUACCUGCUUGGGCUAUAAACCAUCUGCUUCAUCUGUCUCAGUUGGCACCGUUUCCCUCAUAGUGGCUGAAGUCAUGCACUACAAUGGGAAUGGUGUGCUAUUCGAAAGUCACCCCAGGUUUCUGACAGGCUAAAGUGCGAUCCACAGCCUUCUUUGUUAUAUAUUUUUUUUUUCUUCAGACGAGCAAGCUUGGCCAGGUUUUAUGGCCCCUGUAGCCACCAAGUCAACAAUAGUGUCAUUAACUGCAUGGUGAAGGUAGGGGGAGUCACACUGAUAGAUGCUUUUUUUGCUAUAGAAACUACGAUAACUAAAGAAUGAGUUUGUUUAACCAGCAGUCGCUGCAACUUUAAUUGAAGUGAGAAGUUACAAUCCUUAUUCAUUACAAAAAGCCAGAAGGCAAACAAAAAAAUACAAAAUGAACCUUGAUUGAUUGGGA
Molecule: messenger RNA, 4446 nt
Organism: Esox lucius (northern pike)
Lineage: Eukaryota; Metazoa; Chordata; Actinopteri; Esociformes; Esocidae
Gene: igf2bp3
Product: insulin-like growth factor 2 mRNA binding protein 3
Exons: 17
Coding region: 584-2476 (630 amino acids)
Biological process (GO): regulation of gene expression; nervous system development
Cellular component (GO): nucleus; cytosol; cytoplasm
Molecular function (GO): mRNA 3'-UTR binding
Source: RefSeq, a predicted model, not a curated record